GGAUGUUAUAAGGGGGAGCGAGGCGGGCGGGGCUAGGACCUUUUCCCCAGGAUGUCUGCGAGUCAAGAGAGCCGACCUAGAGACAAUGGCCCCGAAGGGAUGGACCCCGAUGGUGUCAUUGAGAGCAAUUGGAACGAGAUCGUUGACAGUUUCGAUGACAUGAACUUGUCGGAGUCCCUCCUGCGAGGAAUCUACGCCUAUGGUUUUGAGAAGCCCUCCGCCAUCCAGCAGCGAGCCAUUCUCCCUUGUAUCAAGGGUUACGAUGUGAUUGCUCAGGCCCAGUCUGGCACUGGGAAGACCGCCACUUUUGCGAUCUCCAUCUUACAGCAAAUUGAGCUGGACCUGAAAGCUACCCAAGCACUGGUCCUGGCCCCAACAAGAGAGUUGGCUCAGCAGAUCCAGAAGGUCGUGAUGGCCCUAGGAGACUACAUGGGCGCCUCCUGCCAUGCCUGUAUAGGCGGGACUAACGUCCGCGCCGAGGUGCAGAAACUGCAGAUGGAGGCCCCCCAUAUCAUUGUCGGGACCCCCGGACGUGUCUUUGACAUGUUGAACAGGCGAUACCUGUCGCCCAAGUUCAUCAAGAUGUUUGUGCUGGAUGAGGCCGACGAGAUGUUGAGCCGAGGUUUCAAAGACCAGAUCUAUGACAUCUUCCAGAAACUGAGUGGGAACACACAGGUGGUGCUUCUGUCUGCCACCAUGCCCAUGGAUGUCCUGGAGGUGACCAAGAAAUUCAUGCGGGACCCGAUCCGUAUCCUGGUCAAGAAGGAGGAGCUCACCCUGGAGGGUAUUAGGCAGUUCUACAUAAACGUGGAGAGGGAGGAGUGGAAGCUGGACACCCUGUGCGAUCUCUACGAGACCCUCACCAUCACCCAAGCCGUCAUCUUCAUCAACACCCGAAGGAAGGUGGACUGGCUCACCGAAAAGAUGCAUGCCCGGGACUUCACAGUUUCCGCCAUGCAUGGAGACAUGGACCAGAAGGAGCGUGAUGUCAUUAUGAGGGAGUUCCGCUCUGGCUCCAGCCGGGUCCUGAUCACCACAGACUUACUGGCCCGUGGCAUUGAUGUCCAGCAGGUGUCCCUGGUCAUCAACUAUGACCUGCCAACCAACCGUGAGAACUACAUACACAGGAUCGGCCGAGGGGGCCGUUUUGGAAGGAAAGGAGUUGCAAUCAACAUGGUGACGGAAGAAGACAAGCGCACGCUUCGCGACAUUGAGACAUUCUACAACACCUCCAUCGAGGAAAUGCCUCUCAACGUGGCUGACCUCAUCUGAGCUGCCUUCGUUAGGGGCUCACUGUGCCUGCGAGAACCCCCCCUUCCCGCCCCCCAAUUAGGCACAAUCCUCUCUUACCCCCCACCCUUACAAAAAGACCUGCCCUUUUCUAUUUUUUUGAGUUUUCUUGCCUUUUGAAUAAAUGUCACUCUCUCUGGGGGCAGAAUGACCUCUUUUAGUGUUUACUGGCGCCUUUUCUCUGUCUCGGUCUUUCCCCCCCCCCUUACUUGUCGACUUCAUUAGGAAUUCGGGGAGCAGAUGUAGAAGCCACGAUUCCUGGCAUCUAUAAACUCCUCCCUGCUGUGCCCCACCCCACUCCCCACGUGGGAAAAAAGACGUAUUUCAUAGUCUCUUCAAAAUUCAACCUUUCAACAAAAUCGUGGUGCUAUAGCAGGAAAGACGACACCCCCCCCCCCCCCUUGGAGAAUCGAAAGAGUGUGGGUGUUUCUGUUUUUUCCCUGACUUAAAAAUCAUUGGUUCAGAAAAAGAAAAAAAAUCACUGAUUCAAAGCAAAUUGCCAAGACGUUUUGUUUCCCCUCCUCUGUGUAUCUCAGAAAUGAGACCUUUCCCCCCAACACACUUUGUUAAGAUAAAAUCUAAAAAAAAUUGAAAACUUUUCAUACGGCAAAAAAAUCUGUACGUGCAACCUUAAGACUUUUUUUUUGUAUAGCUAUUAUUUAUUCAAAAGGAAAGUUACAGUGACCAAAAUAAACGUGAUCUUGAGAAAACUC
Messenger RNA from Podarcis muralis (Common wall lizard), 2003 nucleotides. RefSeq names its product eukaryotic translation initiation factor 4A1 (gene EIF4A1). Lineage: Eukaryota; Metazoa; Chordata; Lepidosauria; Squamata; Lacertidae. Gene Ontology annotation, molecular function: RNA helicase activity; ATP binding; nucleic acid binding. The record is from RefSeq and is a predicted model, not a curated record.